Molecule: messenger RNA, 662 nt
Organism: Dendroctonus ponderosae (mountain pine beetle)
Lineage: Eukaryota; Metazoa; Arthropoda; Insecta; Coleoptera; Curculionidae
Gene: Nxt1
Product: NTF2-related export protein
Exons: 4
Coding region: 184-597 (137 amino acids)
Biological process (GO): protein import into nucleus
Cellular component (GO): nuclear pore central transport channel
Source: RefSeq, a predicted model, not a curated record
UGCACAGAUCACAGAGUAACCUCUGUGAUCUGUGUUUACUUGUAGUGAUCAACUGGUGAUCAACAUUCGUGUUUAUUUGCUAAUUUUGGUAGCUCGAGUUGAAAAGAUCAAGAGGUGUUUUCAAAAGAAAAUAAUUUUAUUAAAUAAUACCCUGCUUAUUAGAAAAAUAAUAAUAAAUCUACCAUGUCUAAUAUGGAGAUCAAAGCUAAAAUUGACCAAGCAUGCAGAGUCGCUGAAGAUUUUACAAAACUUUAUUACGAUACUAUCGAUAAACGAAGACAUUUAAUAUCACGACUCUAUUUAGAGACAGGACUUUUGUCCUGGAAUGGAAAUGGAGUGAAAGGGCACGAAGAUAUUCAGAAAUUUAUUAUAGAUCUACCCACUUCAGAUCAUACCUUGGUAACAUUGGAUGCUCAACCUAUUCUAGAUUCCGCUGUUAGUGGGCAACUAACAUUUAUAAUACAAGCUAGCGGAACAGUAAAGUACCAAGACAAAACUCCCAAGACUUUUCAGCAAAACUUUGUUGUAACAGCGCAGGGAGACAAAUGGAAAAUUGUUAGCGAUUGUUUAAGGAUACAAGAACCAUUCAGUAAAUAAAAAUGUUAAUGAUAUCACAAUAUUUUUAGUAAGGGGGUUUGUAAGUAAAGAAACUUUUUAUUAAA